Molecule: messenger RNA, 630 nt
Organism: Molossus molossus (Pallas's mastiff bat)
Lineage: Eukaryota; Metazoa; Chordata; Mammalia; Chiroptera; Molossidae
Exons: 2
Coding region: 1-630 (209 amino acids)
Source: RefSeq, a predicted model, not a curated record
AUGCACCCCGGGGCCCCCACAGCCGCUGGAGUCUCCGAGCCCAGCCCCCGGGAGCUGUGUGCCUUUGUGAGCGGGGCAGCCGUCCACAUGCUGCGCACCUUGCACCCCCGGCGGACCCGGCCCCCCAAGAGGAGACCCAACCACAGGAGGUUCCUGCACAACCAGAUCUGCAGGCAGUUUGCCAGGAUCGAGGCUGCCACCCAGCGCCUGGCCCUGUCCAUCCUUUCCCAGGAGGUGCCUCCGCGGAGACCAUCGCCUCAAAGACCACCCCCACCACCUCCAUCCCCCUUCCUGGGGGUGGCCCGGGCUGUGGCCCCCACUGAGGCACCCCAUGCAGGCCCCAGCUUGAGCCUCGCUGCACUGGAGGCCUCCACCCUGGACCUCUUUGAUAGCAUCGCACUGACCCCAGAGCAUCCCUCAGUGCCCUAUGACCUGCCCCAUCACGCAGUGGGCCAGCCAGACCUCAGGCAGGCCCUUCAUUCCCAUGAUCCCAUGCCCCUGCCCCAGCAUGCCCUGGGAGGAGGAAAUGAGCUCUUGGCUCCUGAGGGGGCCUGGGUGGGCAGGUGGGAGAUACCUUGUGCUCACCAUUUUCAGGGGGUCCCUGAGGGAUGGGGGACCUGCUUCCCAUGA